AUGGACGUCGACCGCAAACCGGAGGCGCCUGCGCAGCAUGCUCCUGCACCACCGCAGUCGCCAUCCACCACCAUCCAGCCCUUGAUCUCCUUCUCCACCAUCGACGCGCCAUCUCAGCGCUUCUACGCAGUCAGCAUCGCAGUGACAGUCCAAGCGUGGAAGUAUUCCAACAUACUUCGCGGUCUGUUCUCCUCUACCUCGUCCACAUCACCAUCGUCUACAAUAUCGCAGGCAUUUCCCACCGCUCCCUCUCUUUCGACAGCACUCUUUCUCAACUUUGCUGUGCUCUUUGUGCUCUCUCGUCUCGGAAUCCCGUUGCUCGACCCACGCAUUGCUUCAACAAAGGCGGCACCAUCUAGCGGCAAUGCCCAACCGCAGAAGCCAGUGUUGCAGCCAGCUAAGACCGUCGGUCUCACCUACGCCCACUACUUGGUUCUCUUCCUUGCCCUCUCCAUCACAGAUGCGACUCUUGUGGGGUCGGCAGCCACGAAUCCGUUCAUCCUCGCGCUUAACGGCUUGUUGAGCCUUCUUCAGCUUGCUGCUUCGACUCUCGGACUCAGUGUCCCCUCCGCUGGCAUCUUCCCAGACGUGCUCAGUCGUCAACUCUCCAUCAACGAAGGCCACGUUCGCAUUCGAGACCUUAUCCAGCCAAAAAGCCACAUCCUUGGCCAGCACACUAUCCACAUUCUUCCACAUAGCACUGCAAAGCUUCUUCCUUCCAGCGCCUGCUACUGUGUUGGCCCAGAGACACCUCAAGUUACCAUCCCUGUCCUCUUCAGCAACGCCCACCCGGAUCUGCUCCAGUACUCGAUCACCGACUUUGCUACCGGCCACGUCAGUUACUUCAACGUCAGCGUCGACCAUCUAAUCCCCUUCGGUGCUCCUCACAGCGACCGAGAAGUCGACGAGCUCAGCGCGCUCAAUGCUGCCUCGAGGUCACGGGACUCCAAGCACGGCAGCCUUCAAGCCGAUCUGCUCGACGACGAGGAUGCCCUCGAUGACCGCGCCUCCUUGCUCAGAGGUGUCUCGUAUGCAGAAAGGGCCCGCAUCCGUGCCGAACGCCGUGCACAGUCGCUCACCAAGCGUUCUGCCAGUCUCGACACACCCAAAUCGAAACGAGUUCCCUCUACCCGCAGCAAUCAUCAGCUGCUUUGGCAUCUACCCGUCACUCAGCCCGGCCGAGUUCGUCUCGAGCGCGUACUCGACAAAUCUCGCAAUGACGCCCGCAUCUCUACCGCUGAAGCUCUGGUCGUGCAGUGUCCAUCCACCAAGCUCAUCGCUGCCGCCUCCAUGGCUGCUGCUGGCUUGACAGAACUGCUUCAGACGCAGCACAAGUGCCCCGGAGAUCGUGCCGACUUUGCCGCUCAAGUCAGCGGUGUGGCUCCGCUUGAACUCGAAUACCGACGCAUCUUUGCUCCUCUUCCCUCACUCGACGGAAGUGGUCGUCACAGGGACUCGUCGCGCCAGGACAACAAACGAAAGAUCUCGCGUAUCUCGCCGCCGCACCACACUUCGCCUCUCCUCUUGCCAGAAGCAGAAGCGCUCCUCUCGCCAACCGAACGAUUGGCCCUCGCACGUGAGCGAACGCGUGCUGCUUCACGACGCAACAAGGCGGGUCACGAAGACUUUUCCUGGGCCGUUUCGGUCGACGUCGACAUGCCCCUCAGCAGCAUCGAUUUUGACCAUCCGGGCAAUUAUACAUAUGCGCUCGAAAGCGUCACUGAUGCGUGUGGCAACCGGGUCGCUGUCCAUGCCGAUCACCCAUCAGGCCUUUCGCUCGCUCAAAAGGCGCGCAAGAAAAUCAAGGGUAGCGGCGACAUGUCCUCGUCCACCUAUCAGCAGAGCGUCGUCGUCCAUGCCCGUCGCAGCGUCACGUUUGAUCUCAGGCAAUGUCGACCUGGGCACCCUCUCAAACUCUUGAGAAACGUUAAGGGUAUGAAUCUCACCAUGCAAUCCAGCCCAGAUGCUGAGCAGAGCGGUGAUUGGAACGUCAAUGUUUCUUUCCAGCCGGACAACAGUGCCGCGGGCAAGGGAUUGUGGGCGCCUACAGCCGGCAAACCAGCCACAAUGCAGCUCGCCUUGCCUUCCCACAGCUCUCGAGUGCCCUUCACCAUCGAAAAACCGGGCACGUACCGCAUAGACGACAUCGCCGGACGCUACUGCUCUGGAGAGGUCGGCUCACCCUGGACGUGCGAAGUGGUCGACGUGCCGCCUCCCACCGCCCAAAUCAACUUAAGCAGCAUCGAUGAUCGUUGUGCCGGCCCGGUCGGUGUGAAAGCUAUGUCGGUGCUCACAGGCAGUCCGCCUUUCCAGCUCGAGUACGAAGUGACCAAGCAGGGCCGUCAUCCUGAGCGCAAGGUCCGCACCAUCUUUGACCAGACCCGUGACGAGCUCGACUUCCGACCGGACGUCGAUGGCGCCGUGACGUACAAGUUCGUCAAGCUGCAUGACAGCAACUAUCGUGACAUUUCGCUUGACGGACCCUCGUUCACCCAAGUCUUCCACCCGCUCUCGAGUGCCGAGUUUACUGCACCAAUCCGGGCCCACGACGACCGCGCCGUGAUGCAGAGCUGCAGCGGCAAACAGGCGCAAGCCGAUGUGCGAUUCAGUGGCGCUGGACCGUGGGACCUCACCUAUGCCGUGCGUGCGGGUGACAGUGUCGAGACCAAAGUGGUCCAAGGCAUCACGCAGUCGCCUCACCAGCUUAAGAUUGAUAUUCCCAAGUCGGUUGCCGCUUCGGGCGGUCUGGUGACUGUCAGUCUGGUCAAGAUACGCGAUGCGAGGGGAUGCGAAAAGUCGCUCGCUACUCGCGACCUCAACGUCGAGGUUCGACGCGUGCAACCAAACGUAGGCUUCCUGCCCGUCAAAGCGGACAAGGGCCGUCAUCUGGAGGUGUUGGCCGGUAAAGCGGCCCGUCUUCCCAUCCGACUCAGCGGACAAGGUCCGUGGCAUGUGGACUACUCGUGGAGAGCCGACGAGACUGCCAAGGAGGUCGAUCUCAGCGCCUUGCUGCACAAUGUCGAUGGGGAGUUGCUGGCCGAACAUCCCGGUCUGUACAGGAUCAAGCAAAUCCGCGACAACUACUGCCCAGGUACCGUGCUGCAAGACCAGGAAGACUUCCGGAUCAGUGUGCGACCUCAGCCGCAUGUGCAAUUCGCCCCGGAUGCUGGCGUGCCCGCACGCAAUGGUAGCCUGGUGCGUACCCCCGUCUGCCGCGGCCAGCCGGACUCGGUUGACAUUGUCAUGUCCGGCCAGUUCCCGCUCGAUGUUGAAUACGAGCAUGUCGCACCAUCGUGGAGCGCCAGCGCCGAGCCUGAAGCGGCGGCACCGCUCGCAUCGGCUGCACAUGAAGUGGCGCUGCACGGCAAACGUCGCAAGACCGCCUUCACAUCCGCACUGAGCACCACCAACUUGGAGCUCUCGACGGCUCUUCCCGGCUGGCAUAUCUACAUCAUCGAUUCUGUCGGUGACGCGGUCUAUGCACCAACGCGCUUGCAGGGCUUCUCAGCCGAAUCGCCCAGACGACUGGAGCAGAUGGUCCUGGCGCUGCCUGGCGCAUCGUUUGGCAGUGCACCGUCCAAGCACCGCCGACCUUCGCUGUGUGUCGGCGACGGACUCGAUCAAUUGAGCAGCUUGCCGACGCUCAAGUUGCAGGGUCAGGCCCCUUUCACGGUGACGUUUGAGGUGGUGUCGACGUCGAAUAUAGCAUCGUACCGUUUCACUCGGACUGGCAUCAAGACACACGAAUACAAGCUCGAGCUGAGCGCGGACGAAUUCGCGUUCAGCAGCAAAGGUGUCUGGACCAUCCGCGUGCUUCAGGUAACGGAUGCCAACCAGUGCCAAUCCGCGUUCACGCCGGAAAUCAAGCGAGGGGUGCAGGACGACAAGACCAUGACGAUCGAAGUAGCCGAGACGGCGGAUAUCGCAAGCGUGUCGACGCGAGAAGACUAUUGCAUCGGCGAGAUGGUCGAAUUCGCGCUGCAAGGUAGUCCGCCCUGGACGGUCUCAUACGAGUUCAACGGCAAAUCAGCGCAGGCAGCUGUGACCACUCCGGAGUUUUCGCGUGUCGCUGAAAAGCCCGGUGUGUUGACGAUCAAGAGCGUCGCGCACCAGCAGAACCAGUGUCGACGCGAUCUCGACGCGCGUGUUUCACAGGAGAUGGUCAAGACGAUCCACGACCUUCCGACGGUACGCAUCUCGGAGGGCAACCAUUUCGUCGAGGAUCUGAGAGAGGGCAACAAGGCCGAGAUCAUCUUCAACUUCAAAGGUGUGCCGCCGUUUGCAUUCACGUACCAGAGGAGCGAGCCGGUGGACACGCACGCUAGGCCGAAAGUGUUGGAGACGAACACGGUAAGCGGGAUCUUGGAGGAGAAGUACAGUAUCUGGGCGGCUGUAGAGGGGACGUGGAGCGUGACGUGGCUGCAGGAUCGGUGGUGUCAAGUAUCGCUGGAUUAUCAGAGUGGCGCAGCGACACCAUUGGGCAAGUCGAGAUUGGCGAUCAAAAAUUAG
This is a messenger RNA of Sporisorium graminicola, 4509 nucleotides long. RefSeq lists its product as uncharacterized. Bases 1 to 4509 code for a protein of 1502 amino acids. Gene Ontology annotation, cellular component: nuclear pore transmembrane ring. Gene Ontology annotation, biological process: nuclear pore organization; protein import into nucleus. The record is from RefSeq and is a predicted model, not a curated record. Lineage: Eukaryota; Fungi; Basidiomycota; Ustilaginomycetes; Ustilaginales; Ustilaginaceae. The transcript has a single exon. Gene Ontology annotation, molecular function: structural constituent of nuclear pore.